Messenger RNA from Ilex paraguariensis (yerba mate), 1338 nucleotides. Lineage: Eukaryota; Viridiplantae; Streptophyta; Magnoliopsida; Aquifoliales; Aquifoliaceae. The record is from the annotation of a GenBank genome assembly.
AUGGAUGAAGAGUACGACGUCAUUGUCCUCGGCACCGGUCUUAAGGAAUGUAUUCUCAGCGGGCUUCUCUCUGUCGAUGGUCUCAAAGUGUUGCACAUGGACAGAAAUGACUAUUAUGGUGGAGAGUCGAGUUCCCUCAAUCUAACUCAGCUUUGGAAGCGUUUUAACGGGAAUGACCAUCCUCCAGAAAAGUUAGGCUCAAGCAGGGAGUACAAUGUUGAUAUGAUUCCUAAGUUCAUGAUGGCUAAUGGUACUUUGGUCCGGGUACUCAUCCACACUAAUGUGACCAAGUAUCUAAACUUCAAGGCUGUGAAUGGUAGUUUUGUGUACAACAAAGGGAAGAUCUACAAAGUUCCAGCAACCGAUGUUGAAGCAUUAAAAUCCACUCUGAUGGGACUAUUUGAAAAGCGCCGCACUCGAAAGUUCUUUAUUUAUGUCCAAGACUUUGAAGAGAAUGAUCCUAAAUCUCACGAAGGACUGGAUCUGAACACAAUAACUGCCAGAGAACUUAUCACAAAGUAUGGACUUGAAGAUGACACUAUUGAUUUUAUUGGUCAUGCAUUGGCACUUCAUAUUGAUGAUAGUUAUUUGGAUCAGCCAGCUAUGGAUUUUGUGAAAAGAAUGAAGCUCUAUGCAGAGUCUUUAGCACGUUUUGAUGCAGGAUCUCCUUAUAUCUAUCCUAUGUAUGGACUGGGAGAAUUGCCGCAGGCAUUUGCGCGUUUAAGUGCAGUCUAUGGUGGCACUUACAUGCUCAACAAGCCACAAUGUAAGGUGGAGUUUGAUGCAAAUGGAAAAGCCUUUGGUGUGACCUCUGAAGGAGAAACUGCUAAAUGCAAGAAAGUUGUUUGUGAUCCAUCCCACUUACCUCAUAAGGUUCAGAAGGUUGGAAAAGUUGCUCGUGCCAUAUGUAUAAUGAGCCAUCCAAUCCCAGAGACCAAUGACUCCCACUCAGCCCAGGUCAUUCUGCCACAGAAGCAACUUGGUCGUAAAUCAGAUAUGUAUCUGUUCUGUUGCUCCUACUCCCACAAUGUGGCUCCAAAAGGGAAAUAUAUUGCUUUUGUUUCUACAGAAGCAGAGACCGAUGAACCUGAGGUUGAAUUGAAGCCUGGGAUAGAGCUACUUGGACCUGUAGAUGAGAUAUUCUAUGAAAUUUAUGACAGAUAUGUACCUACGAACAACCAUGAAACUGACAAUUGUUUCAUAUCUGCUAGUUAUGAUGCAACAACACACUUUGAAUCCACCGUGAAAGAUGUGAUAGCCAUGUACAGUAAGAUAACUGGAAAGGCUCUUGAUCUGUCUGUGGACUUGAGUGCUGCAAGCGCUGCUGCUGAAGAAUAA